CGAUAUCACAUUCGUAAAUUGUUGAUGCCCUCUCCGUUCGUUUGUAAAUAUUUCAUAGUUUGGCUGCCAUUUUGAUCGUUUUUACUGUGUUCUUCCCAACUAAACAUUGGACAGGUAUGAGGAUCAAUGAAAAAACUUGUGUUAUCGGAACUAAUGUGGUGUUGGUACCUUACAAAGAAUAUCAUGUGCCAAGAUACCAUGAAUGGAUGAAGUCUACUGAGUUGCAGGAGUUGACCGCAUCAGAACCUCUAUCUCUCGAUGAGGAGUAUGAGAUGCAGAAGAGCUGGUAUGAAGAUGAAAACAAAUGUACAUUCAUCAUACUGGACAAGACCAAAUGGGCUUCAAGCACUAAUGAAAUCGAAAGCAUGUGUGGAGAUGUCAAUCUGUUCUUCAAUGAUCAUGAAGCGCCCUCUCAAGCUGAGAUAGAGAUAAUGGUAGCAGAAUCAUCAUGUCGUGGAAAGGGUUAUGGCAAGGAAGCUCUCCUGAUCAUGAUGUACUAUGGUGUGGAUUUCUUGAAAGUUUCCAGAUUCAUUGCGAAGAUUGGAGAGAAGAACACAGUCAGUCUUGGCCUCUUCAAAAAACUUGGAUUUCAAGAGGUAUCUGUCAGCAAAGUCUUUCAAGAGGUGACCCUUGAGCUUGAGGUCAAAGGUCAAUUCCAUGACUGGCUAAAGGAACAGAUGAGCCACUUGCAGAUUGCAGAGUACUCCCCAAAAAGGUGACAUCAGAAUAGCAGUUUGUGAAAAGCAGAUAUUUGUUACUGACAGUGAAGCUCCAACAUGCACUUGUAUGUUGGGUGAAGGUAUAUUAUGUUUACAUGUAAUUGGCAAGGUGCGAUGGCUCAGUCAGUAGAGCGGGGAUUCGUAUUCCAGUGACCCCGGUUCGAUUCCCUCUUGGUGCGCUACUGCCCUUUGGUAAAGCAUUAAUCUUCAGUACAAGGUCCUUGAGAGAGGACCUUAAGCCGGCGGUCCUCUGGUUGCUUGCUUACAAGCAUUCAUGCUUUCUUACCAAUCAGGUAAAAAAAUCACCACCAAUUCAGGAGUUGUGCUAACCGUCGGUCACAGACGUUGUUAGACCACUCAGCCGUAGUCUGGGCCACGUCUUUCAGUAGAUAUCUUACAAUGGCAUUUAGAGUGGCGGAUUAGAAGCAAAAGGUUGCUGAGGAUGACCACUCAGCAUCUGUCACGCAUACCGUGGGCAUUCCUGUAUCCUCCAUUGUUUUGGCUAUGCUGGAAUGGAAGGAGUAGAAGCAAAAAACAAAGAGACAUAGCUCAGACUUCUGUUAUUGUUCCUAAUCAAGGCUGUAAGAAUGGCAACAAUAUAAAAACACAGUGUAUUGUGAUAUCAAAGGUAAAAUGAAUACCGGUAUGUGUGUCCAUGCUUUGGUGAUAUAGUAAAUUAUUAAGGUUUUAAUUUACAUUGUAUUUUAGACAAGAAAUCUGCCUUGAAAUGCUUUUAAAGCUAAAUGAAAGUAGUUGCAGUAAAACACUGAUUUCGUGAGAAAGUCUGUGAAACCAAGGUUAAGUAUUACUAUAUCAUCAUGGAUCUAUAUCUGGUACAGUGACAUAAACUGAACUUUGUGAAAUCAUAAAAUCUAAGCUGCACAAACGAUCACACUGAAGGUCG
This is a messenger RNA of Lytechinus variegatus (green sea urchin), 1623 nucleotides long. Its product is annotated as N-acetyltransferase 9-like protein. Gene Ontology annotation, molecular function: N-acetyltransferase activity. NCBI's taxonomy places the organism in Eukaryota, Metazoa, Echinodermata, Echinoidea, Temnopleuroida, Toxopneustidae. Gene Ontology annotation, biological process: protein acetylation. Bases 117 to 719 code for a protein of 200 amino acids. The record is from RefSeq and is a predicted model, not a curated record. The transcript has 8 exons.